This is a messenger RNA of Hyla sarda, 3045 nucleotides long. It is a transcript of the gene FBXL13, whose product is annotated as F-box and leucine rich repeat protein 13. The transcript is spliced from 21 exons. The coding region runs from base 59 to 2461 and encodes 800 amino acids. NCBI's taxonomy places the organism in Eukaryota, Metazoa, Chordata, Amphibia, Anura, Hylidae. Gene Ontology annotation, biological process: SCF-dependent proteasomal ubiquitin-dependent protein catabolic process. The record is from RefSeq and is a predicted model, not a curated record. Gene Ontology annotation, cellular component: SCF ubiquitin ligase complex. Gene Ontology annotation, molecular function: protein binding.
CGCCACUUUCCUGGGUCAGAGCGCUGAAUGGGGUGACAACAAUUGUGACUCCAGUAACAUGGCAUCUCUACGUAAUGCAGAUGCCCAACUUAGGAACUACAUUAGGCAGCACUCGCUGCCCCACAUCUAUGAGGCUUUGCUAUGUGGACUGUGUGCAAUGUGUCCAGAAAACCCACUUCAGUUUUUGGAGGAGAAAAUCAAGGAAAUGUUAGAGACGGGUCAUCAUUCUCUUCUAUGGGAUUCGUAUAUAGAUGAUUCAAGGAAACCCAAAGUUAAGGCAAUGGCAGGAAGCUACUUUGAAUACCUUUAUGGCCAGGAUGAAGAUCAGUUGGUGUCGCCAGAGCUAUUUAAAAAGGCAUACUCGUUUUACAUCAACAAGCUGCAGAAGCUGUACUUUGACGCAUGGAUGGAAUAUUGUGCAAGAAGGAAAGCCAAGAGACAGGACACUCAGGUCAAGCUGCAGAAUGCAGAGGCUCAUCAUACCAAAAGCAUUUUACAGUCCAUAAUACGCCGUUGGGAUAAAUGGGUGAAAUUUCGCAAUAAACAGCAUUUCAAGGCUUCAACCAAAAUUCAGGGUGUUUUUGAUAAUGCAUUCAUGAAAAAAAUAUUAAAAGCAUGGAACGCUGAAACUCAGGAUUCCAAAAAGAAAAGAGAGUACUUUGAGCGUUUGGAAAGAGGGGAAAUGGAUGAUUUUGGAAACGUCAGUUCUUCCGCCAUGCGGGAAGGUGAAGAUGAUAUUUCUCAACUACCACAGAGGGCUCUCUUUAAGAUAUUUGGCUUUAUGGAUUUGAUAGACCUAGCAAGGAUUGCUCAAGUUUGCAGAUCUUGGAAGAUAAUAGCUCAAAAUAGUUUACUGUGGAAUAGUAUCGAUUUCUCCUCAGUUAGGCAUCGCAUUCAAGACAAAUUUGUGAUCAACAUCUUACGAAAGUGUCGUCCUUAUGUCAUUCGUUUAAAUCUACGUAGGUGUUCCACACUGCAUUGGUCUACUUUUAAAGGCAUAGGCGAAUGUAGAAAUCUGCAAGAUCUAAAUUUAUCAGAGUGCCGAAACGUAAAUGAAGAAGCAAUAAAAGUUAUUUGUGAAGGAUGCCCAGCACUUCUUUAUCUUAAUUUAUCUCAUACCGAAAUAACCAAUACAACCAUACGGGCCAUGUCAAGAUACCUGCUCAACCUACAGUAUCUUAGUGUAGCAUAUAGUCGAAAGUUUACAGACAAAGGCUUACAGUACCUGGGAUCUGGAAAAGGAUGUCACAAGAUCAUCUACUUAGAUCUGUCCGGCUGCACUCAGAUAUCGGUGGAUGGUUUCAGGUACUUGGCUGAUGGAUGUAGUUCCCUUCAACAUCUUAAAAUAAAUGACAUGUUUACCCUAACAGACAAUUGUAUCACAACUUUGCUUGAAAAAUGCCAAAACAUUUUGUCUAUAUCUCUCCUGGGAUCCCCACAUCUUUCUGAUGCAGCUUUCAAAAUUCUGGCACAAGGACGGAAGCUUGAAAAGAUUAGGAUUGAAGGAAACAGUCUGAUUACUGAUGGCAGCAUCAAAGCAAUCGGAAGAUCCAGUCCCUACCUAAACCAUAUUUACAUUGCCAAUUGCCAAAAAAUUACUGAUAUCAGUCUUAAGGCAAUUGCAUCACUGAAGAACAUAACUGUGCUGAAUGUAGCAGACUGCAUCAGAAUCAGUGACCCAGGGGUACGACAAGUUGUAGAAGGACCUUCUGGAAACAAAAUAAGAGAACUAAAUUUAACAAACUGUCUACGUGUCAGUGACUUAUCACUUCUGAGAAUAGCACAAAAAUGUCACAAUCUAAACUUCCUGAGCCUUCGCUUUUGUGAAAAUGUGACUGACUCUGGUAUUGAACUCCUUGGGAAUAUGGCUUCUCUUAUUUCCAUUGAUAUCUCUGGGACCAGCAUUACAGAUCAAGGACUGGCAGCUCUUGGGGCCCAAAGUAAAAUAAGAGAACUUUCUGUAUCAGAAUGUCAAGGAAUCACAGACAUUGGUAUUCAGAAAUUCUGCCAUCAAUCAAAGGAUCUAGAAGCGCUGGAUAUUUCUCAUUGUUUGCAAGUAUCAAACAACACUGUGAAAACAAUAGCAUUUUGCUGUAAGAUGCUGACAUCCAUUAAUAUUUCUGGAUGCCCAAAGAUUACAGAUAUAAGCAUCCAGUAUCUUUCUGGGGGCUGCCGUUAUCUCCACAUCAUUGAUAUAUCUGGUGAUAUCCAUCUCAGUGACAAGGCAUUAAAAUACUUACAGAAAGGCUGCAGACAACUCCGGACCUUAAGAAUGCGCUACUGCAAGAGUAUUACCAAGGCAGCUGUACUGAAAAUUGAAUCCAAAUACCAAAAUGUGGAGUAUGGAACAGAUGAUCCUCCUCCUUGGUUUGGGUAUGACAGACAUGGUAACCUACUACAUGGUGCAUCACAUGUAGAGGAGACAGAAGAAGAAGGUGCAGAUGACUUAUAUGACAUAUAAAUGAACUGACUAUGUGCAAAGCAAUUGUGUGUACAAAAUGAUCAUCUGAGAAGUGGUUCUCAACCUAAAUUUACUUUACAAUAAAACGGAUUAGAGCCACAUACUAAAACAUGUCCUUUUUUUUCUAUAUUCUCAUUGUAAUUUUACCAAUGAAAGGGGAGAAGACUCCUCCAGGCCAAACAGAAAUAUAAAAAUAGUAAUAAAAAUUGAAUUAAAUUACGCUUAUUUUAUUUCUAAAGAGUAUCCUCCAUUCUUUGGUAUAUGUUAAUCUGGUAUUUUGGUACUAGGGACACACUUGGCAUUUGAGGUAAGCUGCCUAAUCAGUUUUCAUUUGAUUGUAAUAUUGUUUUAUUACAUUUUUUGUGAAUUUUGCGGGUAGCCAUCUUGCUUGAGCUGUUUUAACAGCCAUUUAGGACAUAUGAUUCACAACAAGCCCCAUGGACAUAUGCACAGUAGAUUUGCUCAAACUCUAUUCACUAGAAUGGCAGGUGUCUGGGCAUGCUCUGUGACCUGUAAAGAGGUCCUUCAACAUGAAGGGGGGAAACCUAAACUCUAAUCAUCAUUUAUUUUCAAUAGAUGUCUUU